This is a messenger RNA of Heterostelium album PN500, 555 nucleotides long. RefSeq lists its product as uncharacterized. Lineage: Eukaryota; Evosea; Eumycetozoa; Acytosteliales; Acytosteliaceae. The record is from RefSeq and is a predicted model, not a curated record. The transcript is spliced from 7 exons. Bases 1 to 555 code for a protein of 184 amino acids.
AUGUCUGGAGAUUGGGAACACGGUUUAUGCUCAUGUUGUGAAGAUACUCACGUCUGCUGUAUCUCAUACUUAUGGCCAAAUUUGCAAUUGAUGCAACAAAGAGCCACCAUCGAGGGUCGUCAAUGUGAAUUCAUCGAUUGUCUCUGUGCCACUUUCUGUUUCCCAUGCGCUGCAUGCCACGUUAGACAUCAAAUCACUGAGAAGCACGGUAUUGAUGAAAACAUCAUCAUGAACAUCCUCUCUGUCUGCUGUUGCACUCUCUGUGCCAUCACCCAACACACCCGUCAACUCCAAGCUAAGGGUGAGAAGCCAUCUGCUGAAACUUCAGAACCUCUAUGCACUUGCGGAAUAUUUGUUACAAUUCCAUCGAAUUUGAUAGAAUAUCAGGUUCAAGUUAUCGAUUCAUCAGUAAAAAAGCUAAGUGUAGCACCAACUCAAACCCCAACACCAGUGAAUCAAUCAUAUCGACUUUUACCUCCUUCAUUGUUAUUUAAAGUAGCAAAUAUAUUGGAGUAUGGAUCUUUGAAAAUGAUUUAUUUAAAUUUAUUUUCUUAA